Molecule: messenger RNA, 1811 nt
Organism: Bufo gargarizans (Asiatic toad)
Lineage: Eukaryota; Metazoa; Chordata; Amphibia; Anura; Bufonidae
Gene: MYCN
Product: MYCN proto-oncogene, bHLH transcription factor
Exons: 2
Coding region: 236-1684 (482 amino acids)
Biological process (GO): regulation of transcription by RNA polymerase II
Molecular function (GO): protein dimerization activity; DNA-binding transcription factor activity, RNA polymerase II-specific; RNA polymerase II cis-regulatory region sequence-specific DNA binding
Source: RefSeq, a predicted model, not a curated record
GAGGGCAUGUGGACACACACAGGGGGCACACACAAAAGCAGCCUGCCUGGCUCUCUGCAUAUACAUCCUUCGGGUGGGAGUAUCCGCUGAGUGGCGCAGAGUCCUUCUUGCAGUCCAGCCCUCUCUCUCUGCAUCUUUUUUCCUGCAUCUCUAUCCAGAAACACCCCCUGAACUGCAUGGACCACUGGCAGCGUCACCUACUCUUAUUGCCAUCUUCUCGCCUGGUCAUGGUUGCAUGAUUAUCAUUCUGACGGCGUUUUCUCCUCUUUUAGAUAGCGGCUGGCUGGAUCUGUGGAGAACUCCUCUCUGGUGGUACUUUUUUUUAUUUUUUUUAUUGAGUGCUCAGAGCUGGAAGAUGCCCGGGGUGGUGAGCAAGAACCCGGACCUGGAGUUUGACUCCUUGCAGCCUUGUUUCUACCCAGACGAGGAUGACUUUUAUCUGUGUGGCCCGGACUGUGCCCCCCCAGGGGAAGACAUCUGGAAGAAGUUUGAAUUGCUCCCCACGCCCCCUCUUUCUCCAAGCAGAGCAGGGCUACAGAGUGACCCUCUGUCUCCUGGGCAGGGGCCCCUAUUAGAUUAUGGCUUACCGGGCGUUGAGGAUCCCUUGGACUGGGCAUCAGAGUUGUUGCUGUUGCCUCCUGAAGCCGACUUGCUUGGGGGCUGCGGCUGGAGCACAGAUCUGGGUUUGUCCACUGGCAACCUCAAGUCCAUCAUUAUCCAGGACUGUAUGUGGAGUGGCUUUUCUGCCAGGGAAAAGCUUGAAAGGGCAGUCAACGAGAAGCUGGGUAAAGCCGCAGGGAUCGUCGAAUCUGGAGCCCAGAACCAAACCAUCACCCCUUCUGCCAGCAGUGUACCUGAGCAAGGCGAGGAUUUAAACAACCCUGCUUCCCACUGUGUAGACCCAGCAGUGGUUUUCCCAUUUCCCAUCAACAAGGGAGAAAGCGGCAGAAUUGGGCAAGCCAGUCCUCCAGUCAGUGCCAUCUCCACCGCUGUACCCUCUAAUGCACCAGUCAGAAGCAGCAGCCAGCCAAGCGGAACCAGCAGUGCCAGCUCUGGAGACGACAGCCAUAGUGAAUCUGAUGACGAGGAGGAUGAUGAGGAAGAUGACGAGGAGGAAGAGAUUGAUGUUGUCACGGUGGAGAAAAGGCGUUCCUUAUCCAACAGGCCAGUUAAUUGCCCGGCAGUGCUUCGCUCCAAAUCCGCCACCAACCUUGCCUCUGGAAAAAAUCUUCCCACCGAACUUAUCCUCAAGCGGUGCGCUCCGGUCCACCAGCAGCAUAACUACGCGGCCCCGUCUCCCUACGUAGAGACGGAAGAGGUAGCUCCGCCUCAAAAAAAGCAGAAGAACGAAACUCCCCGCGUGGUAAAGAAUGUGGUACAACCAAAGGCUAAAAGCUCCAGCCCUCGUAACUACGACUCAGAAGACAGUGAGAGGCGACGCAACCACAACAUCCUCGAGCGCCAGCGUCGCAACGACUUGAGGUCCAGCUUUCUCACUUUAAGGGACCACGUACCCGAACUCGUUAAAAACGACAAGGCCGCCAAAGUCGUUAUUCUCAAAAAAGCCACUGAAUACGUUCACUCCCUUCAGGCCGACGAACAAAGAUUGUUACAGGAGAGAGAAAAACUUCAGCUCCGACAGCAGCAGCUCCUCAAGAAAAUAGAGAAAGCACGGACUUGCUAGACUUUGUUCCUUUUCCCUCUCCUUCUCUUUCCGAACUGUCACUGCCACUUUGCACAAAUAUUUGAUUCUUCAGAGCAAAACGAGAAAAAAAAAAAAUAACGAGAAGUGUCGUUCUUUUUUUUUUUUU